GGCAUUAACUUCAAUUUUCUCUCCCGUUUUUGGCGCCAAACACUCGUCACCCCCCGCCAUGUGUGUUCUCUCGCUCUUCCACAUGGCAGGAAGAACUGGUGAGGCAUAGCUAGCUGCGAUGGAGGAGGAGAGAGAGAGAGAGAGGGAUGGUGAAGUUGUAUGUGGGGCAAGCGUGUGCUGCUUGGGUUUUGGAAAAAGCCCGCUCUGAUAGCCUGUGCCGAAUAAUGGGCCGCACUCGUCGAAUGUUCGUUUCGAAUAUGGCGUCUCUUCUGUGCCUCUUUGCCUUGCCACGCACCGCCAUCGCCCAUUGCUGCGCAUGCCUGUCCACCGACGCAGCUGCAGUAGCGAGCACGGUCUCGCCAGUAGAGUCAGUUGGUGAUCUGGAGCUGGCAGAGCAGGGUUUCCGCUGGAGAAGAGUCUCGGCACAGACCUGGCAGACACGUAGGAAAAUAUAGAAGCGAGCGCCGCUCUGCACUUC
This is a messenger RNA of Thecamonas trahens ATCC 50062, 478 nucleotides long. RefSeq lists its product as uncharacterized. The transcript has a single exon. The coding region runs from base 147 to 455 and encodes 102 amino acids. Lineage: Eukaryota; Apusomonadida; Apusomonadidae. The record is from RefSeq and is a predicted model, not a curated record.